Mercenaria mercenaria is the source of this 1165-nucleotide messenger RNA. RefSeq names its product E3 SUMO-protein ligase NSE2-like. The transcript has 6 exons. Gene Ontology annotation, molecular function: zinc ion binding; SUMO ligase activity. The record is from RefSeq and is a predicted model, not a curated record. Bases 70 to 765 code for a protein of 231 amino acids. Gene Ontology annotation, cellular component: Smc5-Smc6 complex; nucleus. Lineage: Eukaryota; Metazoa; Mollusca; Bivalvia; Venerida; Veneridae. Gene Ontology annotation, biological process: double-strand break repair via homologous recombination; protein sumoylation.
CCCUUGUUGCAUCAUGCUCCAUUUGUAAAUAACUUCAUUGCACUAGGCGGAUCUGGUGUUGGCGCGACAAUGGCAGGAUUUGGAUUUGUAGACCAGGCAGUGAAAUCCAUUAAUACGGUAGAGGAAUACAUUAAAGUUGGAAUGGAUAUCGCUAAUGAAGUGGCUUUAGACUUUUUGGAGAGUAAUAAAGAUCAGUCAGAGAAAGAUGUUAUCGAGUUCCGUAAGGUGAUGCUGAAUUUUGUGAAAAUGGAACAAGAGAUAAAACAUCUACAGGAGGCAGUUGACUAUGUUAAACAACAGCCUCAGGAUAGUGGUGUGAAAUUAGAGAGUGUGCUUGACAAGAAACUGGAAGAGCUGAAGUCUGGAACCAGUGACACAAUGUUGUUACAGCAUGAUAAAAUACAGGAAUUUAAUCAAAGAAUGUGGGAUACUUUACAUCCAGAUGAAGCAUAUGCGGCAGCAGAGUUUGGUUUCCCGGCACCAGGUAGUGAUAUGGAUGUUGAAAUGACUCAGGAAAAGGUGAACACUCGAUGUCCAUACACAGGCAUGGAGAUGGUUUACCCUGUAAGGAACAAACAUUGUGGACACAAUUAUGACAAGGAUGGUAUACAACAGUACAUAAAACAGAGGAAGAAAAAGGCUAAAUGCCCACUUGGAGGCUGCUCCAAUGAGAAACCAAUAGAAAUGUCCGAUUUGGAGGAAAAUAAAGAGCUGAAGAGAUAUAUUGAACGAAUGAACAGAAAUGUCAAAAAGGGAAAGAAAUAGACCAAUCUUACCUUACAGUGUUACAACUUUCAUGAGAAUGUAUGAUGUAUUACUCAGGACAUUCAUGAGGAGCCUACAAUGUGUUCAAGAUGUGCAUAAUGUUAAAUUAUUGGGAAGAAUGUUACACUAUCAGACUUUAAAAUGGAAAAAUAUCAACAUUCCCCAUGACUACUUUUAAUUUUUUUCAUGACCAGUAGUGAAAAGAAAACAGAUUUUCAUCAUAUGUGAUGAGGGAGACAAUUUAGUUUGGUCCAACCUGUUUUGUGAGAAUCACGAAACCUGUUUUGUGAGACUCACGGAACGUUUGUUACUACAAUGCUAGACCCAAGGUUGGGGUUUUUACUUAAAGAUCACUACAGUGCUUAAGAUAAAUGCAAAAUGAUUAAAAUCUAUUAAUUAA